AUGGACGAGAAUCACGUUGUGCUGCUUGGUACAAUUCAAGAGCGUCGAAAUGUGAAUGAUAGAUCACCUUAUGUUUGCAAAGCAGGAGGAACACCAGCUUGGUAUAUGGACCCACCAUCGGAGGCUAAUAAUUUGACGUGUAGUAAAUGUAGCAAAGCUUUGUUUUUAGUUGCACAAGUGUAUGCUCCAGUGGAAAUGGAUCGGACACUUUACGUUUUCGGAUGUAAUUCAAAAGCGUGUACUGAAAACCCUGGCAGUUGGCGAGUAUUGCGUGACCAGAUUAAUUCUGUUACCAGAUCGACUGAAGUCCAAAUCGAAGAGAUGUCAAAGCAGGUUGAUCGGAUUAAAGUUGCAUGGGGAUCCGACAGCGAUGGUAGUGAUUGGAGUAGUGAUGAAGAUGAUAUUAUGGCACCAGUCCCAACAAUUGAAACUGCGGAUCUAGAGAUGUUAUUGCAGCAACGAAAUGAGGUUAUGAAAUCUAGUGCAAUGAAAAGUAAAUCGACCUCUGUGUUUGAGAAAGUGAAAAAUGAAAAGGAGUCCGAUUUAAGUGGCAAGCAAAAUGCCUUUCCGGCUCUAGCGAUUGAAGUGAUUGAAGAACCAUUUGAAGACUACUUAGCUGAACACGACUUUGAGCACGAAAAUCGUCUUCUCGAAGAAUAUAUGAAGCUUGAGGAGGAAGAGAAAUCGACCGAUUUAAAUGAUUUGCGAACCUUGAUCACGAAUCUGAAAAAGAAGGAAGGAAGUUUACAUUCUGGUAAAGUCGGCCAAAACGAGUCUUACGAAAGGACUCCAGCACAGCAGCGACAUUUACUGCGCUUUCAGAAACGCAUUCGUCGAUGUCCACUGCAAUGCCUUCGCUAUGACUAUGGCGGCGAACCGCUUUGGCCGGUAGUAGCUCCUCAAAACUUGAAAGUUCCUCCUUGCCCUGGCUGCGGACAAGAGCGUUUUUUUGAAAUGCAGUUGACACCGACAAUGAUUUACUUUUUAAAUGUUGAUCAGUACAUUUCGACCGACAAUGUCAUUCAGCAGCAACCUACGUCCCUUUCCGAUGAUUCUAGAUCUAGAUGUGACGCACAUAAAGCACUUGCACCGUUUGGUGGCAUGGACUGGCUCAGUCUGAUUGUCUAUAGCUGCUCUGCAAGUUGUGCUCAUAGUCAUGAAGAGUUUGUCUAUGUGGUGCCUUAG
Molecule: messenger RNA, 1185 nt
Organism: Plasmopara halstedii
Lineage: Eukaryota; Oomycota; Peronosporomycetes; Peronosporales; Peronosporaceae
Exons: 2
Coding region: 1-1185 (394 amino acids)
Cellular component (GO): cytoplasm
Source: RefSeq, a predicted model, not a curated record